AUGGAAACUUCAAUGGCUCUUUCUCCCUCUCCUUUUUCUCCUUCUCCCUCUCCUUCUCCCUCUCUUCCCACUAAAAAAUUUGAACCCAAAGUCGAAACCAUCAAACGAAGGCUUCUAAAGAAAGGCUUGGAACCAACGCCCAAAAUCAUUCACACCCUCCGCAAGAAAGAAAUUCAAAAACACAACCGCAAGCUGAACAAAAUUCGCCGAACCCAGCAACCGCCGCCACUCACUGAAUCCGAAAAACAAGCCCUCGCCGAGGAAUCCCACUUUCUGACAGUGAAGCGCGAGUACAGAGACUUCACCAAGGCGGUAGAGCCGAGAGGAAGUGAAGGAAGUGGGGUUCUUUUGGAGGGGAGGCCCUGGGAAAAGAUAGGUAAAGUUAAGCUAAGGGAGAUUUCUGGCCGCUGUAAAGAUUUCGACGGAGGGAAGCCGAAAAGGGAGAAUCUGAGGGAACUGAAGGAGAUAUUUGAGGGCAAUUUGAAGUGGGUGUUGGAUGAUGAUAUCGAUUUUGAAGACGAUGACUUUUCCAGGACUGAAAAUGAAACUAAUUUGGAACCCUCCAAGCGAAAGUGCAGUGAAGGGGAAACAAUCCAGUUUCUUGUUAACAAGUUGUGUCUUAAAGAGGCGACGACGGUGAAGGACUGGAAAUUAGCGAGGAUGAUGAAGCAGUCAGGAUUGCAAUUUACAGAAAGGCAGUUGUUGAAGAUUGUGGAUACGUUAGGAGCGAAAGGACAAUGGAAACAAGCUUUAGCAGUUGUUGAGUGGGUAUAUAACGAUAAGGAUAGGAAAGAAUUCAUGAGCAGGUUUGUCUACACAAAAGUCUUGUCGGUACUUGGCAAGGCAAGGAGACCACAGGAAGCUCUUCACAUUUUCAACCUGAUGCGUGAAGAUUGCAACACAUACCCGGAUAUGGCUGCAUAUCACAGUAUUGCUGUUACACUUGGUCAAGCUGGUCUUCUGAAGGAAUUGAUGAAAGUUAUGGAAGUCAUGAGAGAGAAGCCUCCUAAAAGAGUUAGUAUUAUGCGGAAGAAGGAUUGGGACCUAUGCCUUGAACCUGAUUUGGUUAUAUAUAAUGCUGUGUUGAAUGCUUGUAUUCCAUCACAGCAGUGGAAGGGCGCCUCAUGGGUAUUUGAGCAGUUGAGAAAGGGUGGUCUAAAACCUAAUGGAGCAACAUAUGGGUUAGCAAUGGAGGUAAUGCUACGGUCUGGAAAAUAUGACUUGGUCCAUGAGUUCUUUAACAAGAUGAACAGAAGUGGACAAGCUCCAAAAGCUCUUACAUACAAAGUUCUAGUUAGAGCUUUUUGGGAGGAAGGUAAAGUAAACGAAGCAGUGGAAGCGGUAAGAGAUAUGGAAGACAGAGGUGUGGUUGGAGUAGCAAGUGUGUAUUAUGAGCUAGCAUGUUGCCUUUGUCAUCAAGGGAGGUGGCGAGAUGCCAUGCAUGAGGUUGACAAGAUUAGAAGGGUUCCCCAAAGUAAACCUUUGGAGUACACUUUCACGGGGAUGAUCCUAGCUGCCAUGGAUGGAGGACACAUCCAUGAUUGCAUAGCUAUUUUCGAGCAUAUGAAAUCUCAUUGUGUCCCUAACAUAGGGACCAUAAACACGAUGCUGAGAGUUUAUUGCCAAAAUGAUUUCUUCUCUGCGGCGAAGAGCUUGUACGAAGAAAUUAAGAUCACCUAUGGUACUCAUUGCACACCAGAUGGAUACACUUACAGUGCUAUGCUUGAAGCAUCUGCCAACGCACUUGAGUGGGAAUACUUUGAGCAUGUGUACAGAGAGAUGGUAUUUUCUGGAUAUCAGUUAGAUCAAACAAAACACGGAUUGCUACUUGUGAAAGCUUCUAGAGCUGGGCAGGGACAUCUUUUGGAGCAUGCAUUCGACACGAUUUUGGAAGCAGGAGAAAUCCCUUCUCCACUUUACUUCAUUGAACUGGUAUGCCAAGCUGCAAGAGAUCAGAACUAUGAGAAAGCCGUUACACUUGCCAAUGCUGCAGCGUAUGCGCCAUUCCAGAUCAGUGAAGCCCAGUGGAAAGAUAUACUCAAGUCUUAUGGACGUAAGAUCAGUACGGACAGUUUACACAAGCUUUUAACUGCAAUUAGUAAUUGCCAUCUUCCAUCAGAAGCCACCGUCUCAAACUUAUCAAAAGCAUUACGAGCUCUCUGUGGAAAUGAAACGUUUGGUUAUAUGGAUCCUAGUAGGCAGAAAGAGCUUUUGUAA
This is a messenger RNA of Linum trigynum, 2217 nucleotides long. Lineage: Eukaryota; Viridiplantae; Streptophyta; Magnoliopsida; Malpighiales; Linaceae. The record is from the annotation of a GenBank genome assembly.